Messenger RNA from Phanerochaete carnosa HHB-10118-sp, 3339 nucleotides. RefSeq lists its product as uncharacterized. The coding region runs from base 1 to 3015 and encodes 1004 amino acids. Lineage: Eukaryota; Fungi; Basidiomycota; Agaricomycetes; Polyporales; Phanerochaetaceae. Gene Ontology annotation, molecular function: damaged DNA binding. Gene Ontology annotation, cellular component: Mre11 complex. The transcript is spliced from 13 exons. Gene Ontology annotation, biological process: double-strand break repair via homologous recombination; mitotic G2 DNA damage checkpoint signaling. The record is from RefSeq and is a predicted model, not a curated record.
AUGUGCGACAAAGCGUUCACGCGACUCAUUAGCGCCCGCAUAGGCCACACCGUCGCUCUCACGUCCGCCGCUGGUCGCGCUUUACCUUCGCCGGCUCUUGGCAGCGCACUGACAAUGUGGACCGUGGUCGGGCCUUUUGACGGCGAGGAGGAUAAUAAGGUCGACUUCAAGAAAACCAAGCUGCUCAGGCCAGGCAAUAGCUAUGUCGUCUCGCGCAAAGUGGGGCCGUUAGUGGUUAAACACAAAAGUAUUUCGCGAAAACAUCUCGUAUUCGAAGUCGCAGAGUGCUCAGAAGAAGACAUCGAGGACCCAGACCACGUCCCAAAGCUCACAUUACACAAUACCGGUGCACAAGCGCGCAAAGGCUUGCAUAUUGACGGUACCGACUUCGUGGUCAACAAGGAUGGCUCCACUGUACUGAAGGAUGGGGAUACAAUCGUGGCUUUGCACGACAUAGUCAUAACGGCGAAGUGGGAGAAGCUCGCAUGCUGCUACCCACCAACUGUCACAGAUGUCAAGGCGGAAGAUUGUGCCAGGCUCGCAAUUCCCGUGGUAUCCAAGCCACAUCCAAGUGUCAAUUACCAUCUCACUCCCACUUAUACUCUUACACCCGCAAUAGCAACCUCGCUAUUGAAUACCGCGACUUUUGUCAAGCCGACUUGGCUAACAGAGCUUAUUGCUCAUUAUGCGCCCCUAGACACACCGGACUCUGGAAAAGAUUACCACGUUCCCUCAACUUCAACACAUCGUCCGGCGUUUUCUCCCGCCUUGCCCUCCAGUCUCAAGAAUCACCGUUCAUGGGAGCCAAACGAAGCCCGCACGAGCAUGCUGCAGGGGCACCGAGUGUUGUUUGUUGGUGAACGAGGGAGAGAAGCGGGCGAAGACUAUAAGGAGCUUGUCAAGCAAGGCGGCGGCACGUAUGAGUGCUGCGCCGUCCAGGGCGGGCGCAAGGCCCUGCACGAUGUCCUGGCCAAGGCGCAGGGAAAAGGCGCCAGGAUCACGCUUGUGGCUGAUGCGACAGCAAUGGUUGCUGCCGUUGGACAAGACGAGUGGGAUGGAAUCGUCGAGGAGGUAACGGGAUAUGGUCUGCGAUUCAUCAGCUCAGAUAACCUCGUCCAGGCGGUGGUCCAUGUCGACCUGGCAUAUAUAGACUGUGGGGCGUCGCAAAACCGCGCUACGCAAAGUGGUAGUUCCAUCCCAGAUGUUGUUCUCAACACGCAUCCGGAGGAACCUUCUGCACCACCAUCGCUUCCACCAGCUGGGUCAGCGGAAGCUAAGCCAGAGCCGGCACCGUCGCCGCCACAACGGAAGCUCGUGCGGCGUGCGGCGACUGGGCAACCCUCAGCUGAGCCGGAACCGUCAUCAUCUACAACUGCCAAUACAACUCCAGCCCUAGAGGCUGCUACCAAUUCCGGCGAGCCGCCACAGGAGGAACAGCCUUUCAAGUUGCGACGGCCGCUUGUGCGAAGAACAGUCACAAAAGCGAACGACAACGUGAUUGUCGGAGUUGGUGAUACGUCAAUGGCGAUGGACGGUACUACUUCGGCCACUAACGAUGCUCCAAAACCCGUCGAGGACCUUCUCCUGUUCCGCCGCCCUAUCAACUUGAAACGCCGCCAUGGCGGUGCAGCACCCGCUCUACAGCCCCCGCCUCUGCCUCCGCCCAGCCAACUCAUUGUCGAGAGGCCGUCCGGCGAUGAGCCGCCGCACAAGAAGUUCAGGGCCCUGUUCGAAGAGAGUGAUCCCGACCGGAUCGCAUCCCAGUUACCUGUCGCCCAGAUUGGUACGAGCGGCAGCGCGGCGAGCGGGGCGUUGAGCAGCCAGACUCAGACCGAGAGCGCGAUAAGGACGCAGGCGCGAGCGCGAGAGCUCGCCUCGGUGCCUGAGGAGGAGGAGGUCGGUGCUGAGGCGAGUGCGUCCUCUGGCAUGCGGGAACCACAGAAGCGCAAAGCUCGUGACGAGGACGAGGACGUUGAGAUGCAGGACACGGAUGACGCUCGUCCGGUGAAGCGGCGCGGCGCCAGCGGGGAGCCCGCGACGGCGCCACCUCAAGCGUCCUCCAGCAAGCCCGCCGCCCCGACGAUCUUCACGAACGCCGCCAACAAGCCGGCGAGCAGCGGCCAGAAGCCUCCUAGCACGGGUCAGAAGUCACACGGCGCUGCAGCGGGAAAGCCGGAUACGGACGAGGCGUUCCUCAAGGCCGUUGCCUCUACCAAGCGGGGCAAGAAGCACGAGGACGACUUUGACCGGGAGUUCAACAAGCUUCGGAUCAGCAAGCCCGAGGUGCAGCGCGUCGAUCCCGAGGAGCAGUGGAAGGUCCUCGAUGAUUUUGGAGAUGACAAUGAUGUUAGAGGAAACUUCAUGGUAGUUGUUGAAAUGGACCUGAUCAGGAAGGACCGGAGGGAGGGACGUAGCGGCAUUGUGACGGAUGGAAGCGGCAGGAGGGAUUGGGAGGGGAGGCCGAAUUUCAAAAAGUUCAAGAAGAGAGCGAUUAACGAGCGACUCAGGCCUAUCGAGCUGAUUCUCUCAAACGAGGAUGACAUGCUUGGUUUCAAGGAUGAGCCGGACGAUAAUGCCCCUAGCUUUCCGCGCUCGGAAUCUCAGCGUAGGCUCAAAAACGAUCCACUUAGCCCUGUAUCGAAGCUGCAGAGGCCUCGCAGGCAACUACGUGACUCGGACUCGGAGGUGCCGCCGCCCAAAGCCUUCCGGCCGAAGGCCUCGCGGCCGCAAAAGAAGUCGACUCUGUUCGUCGAAAGUGACCCCGAGGACGAGGAUGAAGCAGCCGUGCCCGCCGACAAGGACGCAUCGCAGCGCGACGACAUGGGUAGCGACGCGGAAAUCAGCCCAAAUUCGACAAUCCGCACGGAAACGCAGCGGCGCAGCCAGCAGAGCGGCCUCGGCAGCCGGCGUCGCGAGCCUGCGCCGGCUGACGACGACUCGGACAACGAGAUGGUGUUCAAAGGUUUCGGUGCCGGGCGUUCGCAAAGGACGCAGCGGAGCACGCAGAGGAGAUAGGAGGCGAUGGAGUGUUUUACGGCAUAGCAUUAUAUGGACGAUCUAAGCGAUAUCCUGUGUGGCUGCAUGCUAGUGUGCAGACGAAUGCAUUGCUUUUCCUCGCAGUAUGCCGCCUUGAUGCCAGCAACUAUGCAAGCUGGGCGCGGGAGCAUUGUGAAGUCGGCUCGAUGAACUUGGCAGCUGUCCCGGGUGUCGUCCUCGGCAGCGUACCGGCUGGGCGUACCACUGCGUGUCGCGGGUCAGGACGGGCCAUCAUAUUUGGCGAUCGACACGGUCCUUGCUCAAGCGUGUAAUGUAGGCCCUGCUUACGAUGUUGACUGAGUA